Malassezia vespertilionis is the source of this 786-nucleotide messenger RNA. RefSeq lists its product as uncharacterized. Lineage: Eukaryota; Fungi; Basidiomycota; Malasseziomycetes; Malasseziales; Malasseziaceae. The coding region runs from base 1 to 786 and encodes 261 amino acids. The transcript has a single exon. Gene Ontology annotation, molecular function: oxidoreductase activity, acting on the CH-CH group of donors. Gene Ontology annotation, biological process: lipid metabolic process. The record is from RefSeq and is a predicted model, not a curated record.
AUGCAGGCAGCCGCGGUAUGCCUGCUCCCUGUGUCGUUCUGGAUCGAUGCGCCGUUCGGAAAGUUUGGCGUGCAGAGCAGGUGGAAUGUAAAUGGGAACACCGCUUGGAUGGCGAUGGAGUCGGUUGCACCGCUCGCUGUAGCAUGGUAUUCGUGGCCGGUACAAAGUACGUAUGCGGCAGUGUUGCUCGGCAUGUUUAUCGUGCACUAUAUGAACCGUGCGUUGAUACAGCCGCUGCUGAAUCCGCCGCGGUCGCCGCUGCACCUUGUGGUAGUGCUGAGCGCCAUUGCGUUUAACAGCGCGAAUGGGUUCUUGAUCGGGACGUGGCUGCGUACGCUGCAUGUCCAGCACUUUACACUAGCACGCGCCGUGCUGGCCGCGAUGGGGUUCGCGCUUUUCGGAGCGGGCAUGGGGGGAAACAUUGCGCAUGACACGAUCCUUAUGCGGCUGCGGACAAGCCCAUUGGCGGCGCGAGAUGUAACGAGGCGCACGGCGCAGUACCGCAUUCCGUACGGGGGUUUAUUUUUUUGGGUAAGCUAUCCACACUAUCUAUGUGAGUGGGUGGAGUGGAUUGGGUACGUAGUGUGCGGCGCUGCGGGCGGGAAUUGCGGCGUGGCACAGCUGCUUGCGAUGCCGCCAUUUCUGUUUGUCGUGCUCGAAAUUGGCGCGAUGCUUCCCCGCGCUGUACAUGGACAUGCGUGGUACCGUCGCGAAUUCGGCGUCGCGUCGCACGAUACACCGGGGUACCCCCCAAAUAGGCGCGCUGUCGUGCCGUUUUUGCUAUGA